CACAUGUACACAUACCUCAGAAACUUUUAGUUUACUUAAAAACAUGUUGCCUUAUCGGAAUAUUGAAGAAGCAGAAGAAGCACUUAGUAGGGCUCUAAGUUUUGCAGAGAAGCUAUGGUUCAAAUACUCAGCUAAAAAACCAGAUCACAUCCUCCAUUACCAUAACAUUAUCUUCCUUAUGUUGUUUUACACCUUGGCUCCCCUGCCGUACGUAUUCAUCAGCCUCGGCGGGUUCAAGAACAUGGACAAGUACAAAAUUCAGCCAAAAGUGAAGGACUCCUUCUUCAACAUGUUCAAGUGCUACAAAGAUGUCAUGCAAACCUUCCUUCUUGUUGUUGGUCCUCUGCAAGUGAUUUCAUCCUCCACAGUCCAGUGGAUAGGGAUACGGACAAGUCUGCCAUUGCCGUACUUGUCGCAAGUAUUUGUGCAAAUUGUGGUGUAUUUCAUUGUAGAGGAUUUCUCACAUUAUUGGAUCCAUCGGAUGCUCCACUGUAAAUGGGCCUACGAGAAGAUCCACCGGGUCCACCAUGAAUAUACUGCUCCCAUUGGGCUUGCAGCACCAUACGCUCAUUGGGCCGAGAUUUUGAUUCUGGGCCUUCCAUCAUUCCUCGGCCCAGCUUUGGUUCCUUGUCACAUUACCACCUACUGGUUAUGGUUCGUUUUGCGGCAGUUGGAAGCAAUCGAAACUCAUAGCGGGUACAACUUCCCUUGGAGUCCCACAAAAUUUAUCCCAUUUUAUGGAGGUGCAAAGUAUCAUGACUACCAUCACUAUGUCGGAGGACGUAGCAAAAGCAACUUUGCAUCAGUUUUCACCUACUGCGAUUACAUCUACGGGACCCACAAGGGAUACCAGUCUCACAAACAAGUACUUGAGAAGGCAAAACUGUAAAAUGUUGUAAAAGUUGUGGAAAUGAAUGCCCACAAAUUUUAGCCAAAGAUGAAAAGUGAAGAAGAUUUAUGAAUAAUAGCAUUGUUGUUGUUGUAUGAUGUUUUUCAAAAUGCACUCAUUUCAUUUUUAUGAUUCUUCACAAAUAUGGCUCUAUAUAAGGAGCAUUCCAUGUAUGAUCACAACAAACAAAAAAGAAAAGGGUAAAAGCAAUAAUACCAAGGGGUGUGUUAUCCACACACUCAUUUUUACUUCUCA
Malus domestica (apple) is the source of this 1144-nucleotide messenger RNA. Its product is annotated as methylsterol monooxygenase 1-2-like. Gene Ontology annotation, molecular function: C-4 methylsterol oxidase activity; iron ion binding. The record is from RefSeq and is a predicted model, not a curated record. NCBI's taxonomy places the organism in Eukaryota, Viridiplantae, Streptophyta, Magnoliopsida, Rosales, Rosaceae. Gene Ontology annotation, biological process: sterol biosynthetic process. Gene Ontology annotation, cellular component: endoplasmic reticulum membrane.